Molecule: messenger RNA, 939 nt
Organism: Fonsecaea nubica
Lineage: Eukaryota; Fungi; Ascomycota; Eurotiomycetes; Chaetothyriales; Herpotrichiellaceae
Exons: 2
Coding region: 1-939 (312 amino acids)
Molecular function (GO): oxidoreductase activity
Source: RefSeq, a predicted model, not a curated record
AUGCCGGACAAGCCACAAGCACCACCAACCGCCUAUCCUGCAAGCUCGCUAAAGGCACAAGACCAAGAAGGCAGUAAAGGACUUGAUUCGAAGCUCGCGCCAAACGCCAACUGGACACAGCUCGAGUUUUGGGACGAUGAGGGGAAUGCUCCCUAUCUGAGAGAUUAUGAGGGUCGUGGCCUGCUCAAGGAUAAAGCCGUGAUUGUGACGGGUGGGGACUCUGGUAUUGGACGAGCCGUUGCUGUGCUUAUGGCGCGCGAAGGUGCCGACAUUACCUUCGUCUAUCUUCCAGAAGAAGAGGAAGAUGCCCAAUGGACAAAGAAUCAGAUUGAGAAGGCAGGCAGGCAAGCUCAACCACUUACCCUGGAUGUCACCUCGGAAGAGAACUGUAAGAAGAUUGUCGAGGCACACAUGAAGAAAUUCGGCAAAUUGUCCGUCCUAGUCAACAAUUCAGCCAUGCAAGAGAUCUGCAAUGACAUUGAAGACAUCAAUCUCGGGGUUGUGGAGAAGACUUUCCGCACCAAUAUCUUGAGCAUGUUUGCCAUGGUCAAAUAUGCCCUUCCUCAUAUGAAGCGUGGCUCGAGCAUUGUCAAUUCAAGCUCGGUUGCGGCAUAUAUGGGCAAUCCUCAACUUGUGGACUAUAGCUCGACAAAGGGAGCCAUCACCACAUUCACGAGGAGCCUGGCACAGCAGUUGGCGCCGAAGGGUAUCAGGGUCAAUGCUGUUGCACCUGGAAUCAUUUGGACGCCGCUUCAGCCUGCUACCAGAGGAAACCCACCUGAAGCAAUGUCUGCGCUUGGAGUCGAGGAGGCACCCCUCCAACGGCCGGGAAUGCCUGUUGAAAUGGCCACGGCAUAUGUGUUUCUAGCGUCACCUCUGGGGUCAUACUUUACGGGUGAAACCAUUCACGGUACGGGAGGAUUAGAGAUGCAGGGUUGA